Penicillium cinerascens is the source of this 801-nucleotide messenger RNA. Its product is annotated as eukaryotic translation initiation factor 3 subunit J. Bases 1 to 801 code for a protein of 266 amino acids. Gene Ontology annotation, cellular component: eukaryotic translation initiation factor 3 complex; cytoplasm. Gene Ontology annotation, molecular function: translation initiation factor activity. Lineage: Eukaryota; Fungi; Ascomycota; Eurotiomycetes; Eurotiales; Aspergillaceae. The transcript is spliced from 3 exons. The record is from RefSeq and is a predicted model, not a curated record.
AUGCCGCCUUCCAAGUGGGAUGAGGAGGAUGAGGAGAGUGUUUCGCCUCCCCCUGUUGCCCCUCGCCGCCGAUUCGACGAUGAAGAAGAAGAAGACGUCCUUGACUCGUGGGACGCAGCCGAGGACUCGGAGGUAGAGCGCGAGAAGGCGAAGAAGGCCGCCGAGGCUGAGGCCAAGGCCAAGGCUGCCGCGGCUGCGAACAAGAAGUCCAAGGCGCAGCGGAUAGAAGAGCACCGUGAGCAGCGGAGGCGGGAGGCUGAGGACAGCGACAACUACGACUCCGACGAGACCGAGGCCGAGCGCCGUGAACGCCUGCGCCGCACCGAGCAGGAGGCCGAUUUGCAGCACGCCUCCGAUCUGAUCGGCGACAUCGACCUGAAGCGCAACCGCGGUGCUCCCAAGGCUAUCGUCGUUACCGAUAGCAAAGACCCCACAAACUCUAUCGACCUGUCUGCCAUGCCCCUGUUCAAGCCCACCACCAAGGACCAGUUCACCCAGCUGAGCGACGUUCUCAUUCCCCUCAUUACUCCGCAGUCGAAGAAGCCCCAGUAUGCCCUCUGGGCUCAGGACUUCACCCGCAGGCUUGUCAAGGAGCUCCCCAGUUCCGAGAUCAAGAAGAUUGCUAGUGCCCUCACCACCGCUAGCAACGAGAAGAUGCGCGAGGAGCGUGCGGCUGACAAGGGCAACAAGAAGACCAAGGCUGCCAAGACCAAGAUCUCCCUCAAUGCCAACCGUGACAACCAGAUCGACAACAACAACUACGAUAACGACGACGGUCUUGCCGAUGAUGACUUCAUGUAA